UGUAUAUAUAGUCAGGAAGUGCUGCAGACGCAGCAGUAGACAAAGAAGGAGAAGGAGACACAGACCUCAGCAUUACUUCUUAUAAAGUUCCAGAUUCAAACAUGGGAUCAUCUCCAACAAAACCUGAAUUUGUCUCCGUUUUGGCUGACAAACAAGUGAAAGAAGGAGUUGAGGUUAAUCUUCGCUGUGAGGCAAACACAGAAGGAGUAACGGCAAAAUGGGAGAAGAACGGCUACCGUUUAGAAUGUGUGGAAGGGAAACACGUAAAGAGAGAAAGCGGAACAACGUUUUCCUUGAUAAUCAAGAACGCUGCAAAGGAAGAUGAAGGGAAAUACACAUUAAGCCUGUGGAAUGACUCUGGUAGUGUCUCAUGCUCGGCCAUGGUCAUUGUGGAACUCAGGGAAUGGAGGACUGUCCAAUGGAAACAAGAUUCAAUGAUCACAUCUUUGAAGAAUUUCAAAAUUAACAAUGAUAACAUCAGACAGCUUCGAUUCCUUCUGCACGGACCAGUUGGAGCAGGAAAAUCCAGCACCAUCAACACCAUCAAAACCAUUUUUGAUGGACAUCAGUUCAUCAACUGCCUGGCUGCUUCUGAUUUAAGUGGAGAGAGUUUUACAACUAAGUACCAGAAGUACACUGCUGGAGCUGUACCUUUUGCCUUCUAUGAUUUGAUGGGUAUUGAAAAAGACCAACUGAAAGGGGUGCAAACUGAUGAUAUCAUCAGUGCCUUAAAGGGACACAUCCCAGAUGACUAUGAAUUCAAACCUCAAGCAGCAAUGUGUGAAGACAACAGAUAUUACAUCAGUGACCCCACUCUGAAUGAUCAGAUUCACUGCCUAGUGAGUGUUAUUGCAGCAGACAAAGUUGCUAUAAUGGACAAUAAAGUCAUCCAGAAAAUGAAGACCAUCAGAGCAGAAGCCAGUAAAUUAGGAAUCCCUCAGCUGGUUUUCAUGACAAGAGUGGACAAUGUAUGUAUGCUGACAAAGGAGAAUUUGGCCAAGAUCUACCAAAGCAAGAAGAUCAAGGAAAAGAUGGAAGAGUGCAGCACUAGACUGGGAGUCCCUAUGAACUGCAUCUUCCCUCUAAAGAACUAUCAUGAAGAGACCAAGCAAAAUGAGAAGCUCAACUGCCUGGCACUGGAGGCCUUCACACAGGCUGUGUACUCAGCUAAUGACUAUGUGAAAAAGUUUUCCCGCAAAGACAAAUGCGUAGAAUGAUUCCAUAUAUAAAAUAGAUAUGAAGAAGUUGAGCAUGACUAUACAGGGAGAGUCAGAAUCCAACAAAUAUCUAUAAAAUGCUUAUUGAUGGAUUGAUCUCAUUAUUAUGCUUGUGUAUUAAAUCAGUGGGUAUGGUUAUGACGUACAUUGUUUUACCCAACUAGCUACUUCCAAUCACUAGUUUAUAAUUUAAACCUGUAGCUCAUCUCUUGCCAUGAACAUGAAAUUAGCAAAAUAAUGGACAUUGACACAAAAAAUUCAUAUCAUGUCACUGACCUUAAUGUUUGCAUGUUUGGAUGUAGGACUGGUUGUAAGCAUUUAAAACAAUGGCAGGUUAUAAACUGUUUACUGCUCUAGUUUUAUCCUGUGUGUGAUGUAUGAUGCAUUACGCUUUGGAUUAACUAGAGGUCUAGAAAAUAAAUUGGUCGAACUUCAUUGAAAUUCUUAAACCUUCAUUACUUCGUUUCCUUUUCUGCCAUUGCUUUGACUUUAUACAUUAUCAUUAAAUGCUUAGCUCGGAUAGUCACAGUAGCAGUUUGGUCAUCCUAGGACAAGCUUGGUGAACCCCACUGGUAGGUGUUCAGGGGCAUCCUGAUCAGACGCCAGAACCUUAACUGGCUACUUUCAAUGUGGAGGAGUAACAGCUCUUCUCUGAGCUCCUCCUGGAUGACCAUGCUCCUCCCCCUAUCAAGCAGAAUGUAACCCAACACCCUGCGAAGAGGCUCAUUUCCACUGCUUGUAUUUGUGAUCUCAUUAUUUCGGUCAUUACCCACAGCUCAUGAUCAUAAGUGAGGGUUAGGAUUUAGACAGAGUGGUAUACAGACAGCUUUGCUUUAUGGCUCAGUUCCUUCUUCAGCACUACAGUCCAGUGCAGUGACUGCAUUCCUGCUGCCGCCUGUGGCCAAUCUCAUGAUCCCUCUUCCCCUCACUCGUGAACAUGACCCCAAGAUAUUUAAACUUCUCACCUGGGGCAGGUCCUUUCCUCUUACUUGGAGUGGGCAUGCCAUCUCUUUCCAGGCCAGGACCACACAGACUCAGGCUGAUCCGAUUACCAACUGCUUCACACUGAAAAACUCUCCAGUGAGCGCUAGGGCAUCAUCAUCUGCAAAUAGCAGAGACACCACCCUCCAGCCUGAACACAUAAUGCCCUCCAGACCUCGGCUAUGGGUUGACACCCUGUACAUGAAUAUCACGAACAGGAGUGGAGACAAAGCACAACCCUGGCGGAAUCCAACACUAACACUGAAUGAGCUUGACUUAAUAUCAAGUAUAUGAACACAACUCUCACUCCGGGACAGUCCAGAGUAUUAGCCCCGGCACCCCAUACUCCCGGAGGACCUCCCACAAGAUAUCUUGGGGGACACUGUCAUAAGCCUUCUCCAAGUCCAUGAUACACAUGUAGACUGGGUUGAAAAAUCCCCUGCCCCCUAAUAAUAUGUGAGAGGAUAAAAAGCUGGUGCAUUGUUCCACAGCAAGGAAUCCGCAGUGUUCUUCCUCAGUCUCAUGUUGGACUAUCAGUCGGAGUCUCCCUUCUUUAUACAUUAUGCAUGUUUUUGCCUGUUUUACUUUUUUGUUUUACAUUUUGUAUCCUUUCAACACUAUGAGCUGAAUUUUAGAUGUAUUGUAAAUAGUUGUUUAUCAUCAUCAUCAUCAUCAUAUUUAACCCCUAUCCAGAUAGGUCUUGGUGUUUUUUCUUAUUAUUUUUAUUAUUGUUAUUAUUACAACAACAGUAACACAACAUUAAACAUAAAAUGUGCCAAUGUUUAAUUCUGCAAACAGUAAUUGUGUAUUAAAAUGUGCUGAAGUUUGUUCUCUGUAGAGGAUGUGUGUCAUUUGACCACAGGUUCCACAGGUUAUCUUAAAAUUUAGCAUUAUUUGUAGCACAAAACCAGUUGAUCAGUUCAGUCGUGCAUCCACUGAUUUUGCAGAAAUAACUGAUGUCCAUGCAUUUCUGUAUAGUGAGAGAAGUUUUUAUAUACACACAGGCUAAAGAAUAAUAAAAUAAACAAAUAUAAAAUGCUUAACAUUGACCUCAAAGAUACUUUCAGUUUCAAUUUCCCAGAAAUCAGUUCCUUACAGGAUAUUAUAAGCAUCUCACCCAUCCCCCUUUCUUCCUUUCUCCUCAUGGAGUUGAAAGUGAAAGUAAAAUGAGUGUGUAUAAAGCUGCAGGCACAGAGCAUCAGACGGGAAGGAGACGCAGACCUUAGCAUCGCUUAUCAUUGCUUAUUAUAGAGUUAAGUAAAGCUGCUGUAAACUUGCCUGGGGUCUUAAGAUUAAAGGGUCUAAAUGUGAAUGACUAUAACAGCACAUGCGCUGUUUUUCAUUUCUUUGCAAAAAUGCUUUCAACAAAAAACGUAAGAAAUGCAGUGUUUACUGGGUGAUGUUUGAUGUCUUAUUUACAUGUGCAUAUGCAAAAGGUGAACACCCCACUAAAAUUGCUUGCUUUGUUGAUUUUCUAUGUGAAGAUAAGUUAACAAAUGAAUUAAAUGUUAUUAAAUACA
Molecule: messenger RNA, 3718 nt
Organism: Pygocentrus nattereri (red-bellied piranha)
Lineage: Eukaryota; Metazoa; Chordata; Actinopteri; Characiformes; Serrasalmidae
Product: interferon-induced protein 44-like
Exons: 9
Coding region: 102-1217 (371 amino acids)
Source: RefSeq, a predicted model, not a curated record